This is a messenger RNA of Carlito syrichta (Philippine tarsier), 2191 nucleotides long. Its product is annotated as kinesin-like protein KIF13B. Gene Ontology annotation, molecular function: microtubule binding; microtubule motor activity; ATP binding. The transcript is spliced from 18 exons. Gene Ontology annotation, cellular component: kinesin complex; microtubule. Lineage: Eukaryota; Metazoa; Chordata; Mammalia; Primates; Tarsiidae. The annotation marks the transcript as partial. Gene Ontology annotation, biological process: cytoskeleton-dependent intracellular transport; microtubule-based movement. The record is from RefSeq and is a predicted model, not a curated record.
AUGCCGCUCCACUUUAUUUCGGGAGAGGUAUCCGCUCAUCGACAGCUGGCGCCUCAUUAUGAAUUGGAAGAGAAGAAUGGGGGGAAAGAGAGGGACGCCUACCAACCCCGCAGCUGCAGCCCGCAAGCCCCGGCGGGCGAGGAGCGCCCGGAGCUUUCCCGCCGAGGCCCUCCGCCGCCCGCCCCGCCCAGCGCGACGCGCGGGGACUACAAGUCCCGAAGGAGCAUGGAUCAUGUAAAGGGAGUCUCCUGUGCCCUGCCCGUGUUUUACUGUGAUGUCAUUGGGGCACAAGCCACAGCUAUUUGUACAUCGAAGAAAGACUUGUUUCAAAUUAUUGUUCACUUUUACAAGAGCUACACGUGCAGCUCCUCUGCUCAGACCAAGCGUUCUUGCAAGAAACUAACAACUAACUUUGUGGUGAGUGUAUCUGCAGAAAUCGACUUGCAUACCAAAUGUGUGGUGGAUGUUGAUGCAAACAAGGUUGUUCUUAAUCCUGUAAAUACGAAUCUUUCCAAAGGAGAUGCCCGGGCUCAGCCAAAGGUAUUUGCUUAUGAUCAUUGUUUCUGGUCUAUGGAUGAAUCUGUCAAAGAAAAGUAUGCAGGACAAGAUGUUGUUUUCAAGUGCCUUGGGGAGAAUAUUCUUCAGAAUGCUUUUGAUGGCUACAAUGCGUGUAUCUUUGCCUAUGGACAGACUGGAUCUGGAAAAUCUUAUACCAUGAUGGGCACAGCUGACCAACCUGGAUUAAUCCCAAGACUUUGCAGUGGACUCUUUGAACGAACUCAAAAAGAGGAAAAUGAAGAGCAGAGUUUUAAAGUGGAAGUGUCCUACAUGGAAAUUUAUAAUGAAAAAGUUCGAGACCUUCUUGAUCCCAAAGGAAGCCGUCAGACACUGAAAGUCAGAGAGCAUAGUGUGUUGGGACCCUAUGUUGAUGGACUUUCUAAACUGGCUGUCACAAGCUACAAGGAUAUCGAGUCUUUGAUGUCUGAAGGUAACAAAUCUCGCACAGUUGCUGCAACCAACAUGAAUGAGGAGAGUAGCCGGUCCCAUGCGGUUUUCAAAAUCACCCUCACACACACGCUCUAUGAUGUGAAGUCUGGGACAUCUGGAGAGAAAGUGGGCAAACUGAGCUUGGUUGAUUUAGCUGGCAGUGAACGAGCAACAAAAACUGGAGCUGCAGGUGACAGGCUGAAGGAAGGGAGUAACAUUAACAAGUCCCUCACGACGCUCGGUCUGGUUAUCUCAGCUCUCGCAGAUCAGGGUGCUGGCAAAAACAAGAAUAAAUUUGUUCCAUAUCGUGACUCAGUUCUCACUUGGCUGCUCAAAGACAGUCUUGGGGGUAACAGCAAGACUGCUAUGGUGGCUACUGUGAGUCCGGCAGCUGAUAACUAUGAUGAAACCCUCUCAACCCUGCGGUACGCAGAUCGGGCCAAGCACAUUGUUAACCAUGCUGUGGUGAACGAGGAUCCCAAUGCUCGAAUCAUCCGGGAUCUCCGGGAAGAAGUUGAGAAACUCCGAGAGCAGCUCACCAAAGCAGAGGCAAUGAAAUCUCCAGAGCUAAAGGACCGGCUGGAAGAAUCUGAGAAGCUAAUCCAGGAAAUGACUGUGACCUGGGAGGAGAAAUUAAGGAAAACAGAGGAGAUUGCACAGGAGCGGCAGAAACAGCUUGAGAGUCUUGGAAUAUCUCUUCAGUCUUCAGGAAUCAAAGUUGGAGAUGAUAAAUGCUUCCUUGUUAAUCUGAAUGCUGAUCCUGCACUGAAUGAACUUCUGGUCUACUAUUUAAAGGAACAUACAUUGAUAGGGUCAGCAAAUUCCCAAGAUAUCCAACUGUGUGGAAUGGGGAUUCUUCCUGAACACUGUAUUAUAGACAUCACAUCCGAAGGCCAGGUUAUGCUGACUCCUCACAAGAAUACCAGAACAUUUGUAAAUGGGUCUUCUGUCUUCAGUCCAAUACAGCUACACCAUGGUGACAGAAUAUUAUGGGGAAAUAACCAUUUCUUCAGACUCAAUUUGCCUAAAAAGAAAAAGAAAGCAGAACGAGAGGAUGAGGACCAAGACACUUCCAUGAAGAAUGAUAAUAGUUCCGAGCAGCUGGAUGUAGAUGGAGACUCCUCCAGUGAGGUGUCCAGUGAAAUUAACUUCAAUUAUGAAUACGCACAGAUGGAGGUCACCAUGAAGGCUCUGGGCAGCAAUG